This is a messenger RNA of Meira miltonrushii, 1215 nucleotides long. RefSeq names its product putative 2-Nitropropane dioxygenase. The record is from RefSeq and is a predicted model, not a curated record. The coding region runs from base 159 to 1199 and encodes 346 amino acids. NCBI's taxonomy places the organism in Eukaryota, Fungi, Basidiomycota, Exobasidiomycetes, Exobasidiales, Brachybasidiaceae. The transcript has 4 exons. Gene Ontology annotation, molecular function: nitronate monooxygenase activity.
CUCUUCAUUGGCUUACCAUUCUACAGAAUCGGCAUUUUGCUCCCCGCAUUCCAUUCUCGAAUAGCCGGAACAGAAUCCAUAAAAGAAGACACACAUCUUUCGACUCGCUAGAAGCAUCCCUCCUCCUUUCAACCACAUCCAUACAAACAACAUUCAAAAUGGUUCUCGUCACUGAAUUGACUACAAAAUUAGGCUUGACUGUACCCGUCGUACAAGGUGGUAUGCAGUGGGUCGGUACUCCACCUCUUGCAAGUGCUGUCAGCAACGCAGGCGGUCUUGGUAUCCUAACAGCAUUAACGCAACCUUCACCUGAUGCAUUACGCAAAGCAAUUCAAAAGACCCGAACGAUGCUCAAACCUGAAGUUGCAAACAGAUGUUCAAAAUAUGGUGCAAUUGGCGUGAAUAUCACUUUGUUGCCUUCUAUCAAUCCACCAGAUUAUCCAGGUUACGCAAAAGCAGCCUUGGAUGAGGGUAUUCGUAUUUUUGAAACUGCUGGAAAUAAUCCCGGCCCUGUGAUUAAGAUCUUAAAGGAACAUGGCGCAUACGUUAUCCAUAAAUGCACUACAAUCCGUCACGCCAGAAGCGCACAAAAGAUGGGCGUAGACAUGCUUUCGAUUGAUGGUUUCGAAUGCGCAGGUCACCCCGGUGAAGAUGAUAUUGGAGGUUUGGUUUUGAUGGCUCGUGCUGCUGAAGAACUCAAGAUUCCCUUUAUUGCUUCUGGUGGUAUUGCCAAUGGACAACAAUUGGCUGCUUCAUUAGCACUAGGUGCAGAUGGUGCAAACAUGGGCACUCGAUUCAUGUGCGUCAAAGAAGCUGAAAUUCAUGACAAUGUGAAAGAAGUGAUGGUAAAGAGCGACGAAAGGGAUACGAUUCACAUCUUCCGUACGCUGCGCAACACUGCACGAGUAUACAAGAACAAGGUAGCUGUUGAAGUUGUUGAAAAGGAAAAAGCAGGAUGCAAAUUUGAAGAUAUUCGUCAUUUAGUAUCAGGAGAACGUGGUCGUCAAGUCUAUGUUAAUGGAGAUAUUGAUGCGGGCAUUUGGACUUGCGGUAUUUCUGUUGGUUUGAUUCAUGACGUUCCUACUUGUGAUGAACUUGUUCAACGUGUUGGAAAAGAAGCAGAAGAUUAUAUUCAUAAAUUGGCAAGCUUGAGCGCAAACAAAUCAAGCAAUCAAUCCGGCCGUGAAGCCAGACUAUAGACGGUGCAAAAAAAGC